Molecule: messenger RNA, 2429 nt
Organism: Conger conger (European conger)
Lineage: Eukaryota; Metazoa; Chordata; Actinopteri; Anguilliformes; Congridae
Gene: ptpn18
Product: protein tyrosine phosphatase non-receptor type 18
Exons: 17
Coding region: 128-1699 (523 amino acids)
Biological process (GO): peptidyl-tyrosine dephosphorylation
Cellular component (GO): cytoplasm; nucleus
Molecular function (GO): non-membrane spanning protein tyrosine phosphatase activity
Source: RefSeq, a predicted model, not a curated record
GGUUGAUGUAAUAAUAUGCUUUCACAUCAGCUGCUCCAAUGAUGACAGUUGGAUUAGCACUGCUGAGACACAAAAUAGCCUAGGUAGCCCGUUUAGUUACAAAAGACUAGUAGUCUCUUAAGGACAAAUGGAGAGACAACUGGUGAAAUUCGUGGGUCGGGUGAAAUCUGGCAGUGGUAUCUCAGCCGAAAUAUCAUCUGAAUAUAAUAUCAUCCGUGCUCAGACUGCAGACAUGAAACAGAGCAACGGCUUCACUAGGGAGGCCGGGGGCUUGAAGGACAACAUUAAGAAGAACCGUUACAAGGACAUCCUGCCCUAUGACCAGACGCGUGUACUGCUGGAGCCACUAGAAAACGAGUUUGAGUCAGACUACAUCAAUGCCAGCUUCAUCCAGGGUGCAAGAGGUAAUAAAAGAUACAUCGCCACCCAGGGACCCCUGAGUCAGACUCUAGGGGAUUUCUGGAGAAUGGUUUGGCAAAAUGAUGUGAAGGUCAUAGUGAUGGUCUGUAGGGAAGUCGAAAUGGGAAAGAGAAAGUGCGAACGUUACUGGGCGACCCCCACAGACACCUCCACCUUUGGCUCUUUUGUCAUUUCAAACCUGGAAGAAUUUAGCCCAUGUGAAGAAGUGGUUGUACGGAUUCUAGAGGUGAAAUACCAAGAUGAAAGCCGGACCAUCAAGCAGUUUCAGUACACUGCUUGGCCAGACCAUGAUAUUCCUUAUACAUCAGAAGGAAUUCUGGGAAUGAUAAACAUGGUCCGGAAUGUACAGGGAAUGGACACAGCCCCGAUUCUCAUUCACUGCAGUGCUGGUUGUGGAAGGACAGGGGUGUUAUGUGCAGUAGACUAUGUGCAUGAUCUUCUAUUAACACAGAGAAUCAGUGAGGAUUUCAACAUUAUGGAGAUUGUAACUGUCAUAAGGAAGCAGAGGCCAUCAGCUGUACAGACCAAGGAUCAGUAUGAGUUUGUCUACAACACUGUGGCCCAGAUGUUCCAGGAGUAUCUACUCAAGAUGUGUAACAGCAAUCAGAGUCUGGCUGAAUGUGCCCAACAGAAGCACCUUCAGAAGUCUUCCUAUGGUAAUGUGGAGUUCUUGAGUGGACCGCAACACCCGGCACCAUCCCGCAGAGUCAGCAGCGUCCAGCCAAAAAGUAAACUCAGCCUACAGACCCAAAGGUCACAUCCUGGGGAUCAGAAGAUGAACGACACCUACGCCAGCGUCAACAAGCCCAAACGGUCGGCCACAGACCCCGCCCCGCGUGCUUCCUCUCCCCUGCCAGCCAUCCAUCACUAUGACAACGCCGGGCUGGGAACCCUCGGCUGUUCGGCCAACGCCCUCUAUAGUACAGUGAAGCCCAAAGGCCUCGGUGCUGGCGUGCCACCCCAGUCCGCCGUGGCCACCUAUGACCGAGUCAUACCUAACCACAGAGGACCCUCUUCUGCCCCUGACCUUGGGGACUACGAGACCCUCCCCGGGGUUUCCAGCACAUCCAGCAGGAAUGCAAAGGUUGAUGACACUCAUCAAGUUAGGAAAAAAUCUGGGGAUUUCGACUCAACAGACGAUGACUAUGAAUAUAUUUCAAACCCCAUCAUAGGUUCAGCUGGUUACUGCUCUCCUCGUGGCAUGGGGUUCAACUGCCGAAUCAGGAAGCCGAAGGGACCUCGAGACCCCCCGGCAGAGUGGGGCCGGAUGGAGCGCUAGAACGGGCCUUAGUGCACACACCUGCACCCCGUCCAGUAUGCCUAACCCAUUUCAGAAUGUCCAAACCACGUCUGGACUCAAAGACAGAAGGACGUGGGCGACACGCUGUGGGGGAAACACAGGGGUACUGGUGCAGGGACGGUUAGGACAGAUCCUGAGAAAUGUUUCAUUCUGUUGGAUGCGAUGUUAGAAAUGGAGAGGGUGAGAUAUUUAUUUCAUGUACCGUAUAGUCAGUACAUGGUUAAUUUAUUCAGGUUUUUUCUGAAAAUAAAUGCAACAACAGUGGUGUAACAUCAUCAUUAAUCAACGAAUCACAGCUAUGAUUACUGUACAUACAUGGUUUCUAUUUAAACCACUAAUGUGUAGCAUGGUGUGCCAAAUCCACUGUCAGGGAAUCAAUGGGCAAUCAACAGAGAAGAGAAGGGAGUAGAUACCGUUUUAUCAUUGUCUUUUCACAAGCGUUUAACUUUUUACAUUUCAUUGUGUUCUCUCUGGUAUGCAAAGUUGGUUCAGUAACUUCUAAUUAUGGGACGUGGAAAGCACUUUGUCCACCAGCAACAUUUGACCAUUUACCAGUGUAUCAAAAGGCAAUAUAGUCUGUGUGUGCCAUAAUGAAAGUGAAUCAACACACACUGAACUUGUAGAACCGCUUCUGAUCCACAUGGGGGCACUGUGGAAGUUUGAAAUCUGUAGCAGCUAAAAAUAAAUAAACAAUUACCACCAUGCAAAA